GAGAGAGAGUAUAUGAAAGAAAUAGACAGCUAUGAAAUGACAGGCAGCACGAGCGAAUGGGUUGGGUAAGCCCUAAUGAGACAGACAGAUCAACGAGCUAGGGAGCACACUGAUCCAAGGCCUAUAAAAACACACACACUCACACUCACACAUUCACACACACAUACACACGCACACCUUUGGAUGCAUGAUGCCACAGACUGGUGGACACUUGUAGUCAUUCCAAAACGUAGCUGAUAGCUGUUCACUCACUUGAGGGUCCACUGUACUUACGUUUCGGCAGUAGAUAAAAAAGUGCAAUCCCAUGCAAAUGGACAGGACAGCGUGAAGACGUGCAAAGAUUUUCCAAGAGACCUAAUCUGGCAAUUCAGCCAUGUCUGACUCUGCACGGGAUCUGGACGAGUUGUGCUAUCUAACAGCCCAGAGUAUGACGUCGAUGGUGACCGCCGAGCAUUUUCGCGUAAUCAAGAAGCUCGGAGAGGGGUCGUACGGCAAAGUCAUGCUGGCUGUGCACAAAAAGAGAGGCACACCUAUGGCACUAAAGUUCUUCCCUCGCUCCUCCACCACUCUCCACACCUUUCUGCGUGAAUAUAACCUCUCCCUCUCCUUCUGCACUCAUCCAUCACUUACACGUGCCUUGGGAAUCUUUUUCUCCACGCCCUCCCACUAUAUCUUUGCCCAGCAGGCUGCUCUCUAUGGAGAUCUCUACGAUGUCAUUGUGUCAGAUGUGGGGGUGAGUGAGGUGCAGGCUCAGAGUGUGAUGUCCCAGCUAAGUGGUGCAGUGUCUUACUUGCACUCCCUGGGCUUUGUGCACCGCGACAUUAAACCCGAAAACGUGUUCCUGUGUGCCCCGAACUGUCGCUGGGUCAAACUGGGGGACUUCGGUCUUGUACGUCUUCAUGGCACAAAAGUGCGUGCUGUCUGGUAUGAAUCCCCUUUUUGCGUACCUGAGGUUGAACGGGUCAAGCACAUUAAGAAAGAAAGUGCAGGCAAGCAGAAGAACGAGGAGAAAGAAGAUAUCUGGAUGCCAGUGGAGCCUGGUUUGGAUACCUGGGCUCUAGGGAUUCUUACAUACUGCCUGCUGACUAGUUGUUUUCCGUGGGAGGAGAGCACGUCAGAUGACCCGGGUUACCGCCAAUUCUGCACCUGGUUUAACGAUGUUAAAGAGAAGGAGGAGAGGGGCAUCGGACAGAACAGGCCCAUGGACAGAAAGGAAAGAGGAACGGACAAUAGGGAAGGGGAGGCAGAAGUGGGAAUACCUUCUCAGUUUCAGUCUUUAAGCACCUUAGCUUUGACUUUGCUCAGAAGACUGCUGCACCCACUGCCCGAGCAGCGUGGCAUGCCUGACGAGGUCCUCUCCUACCUCGGGGGACCAUGGCUUUCGAAAACAGAGGAAGAAGAGAAAAGGAGACAACAAGAGGCACAGGAGGAAGCCAGGAAGAUACUAGGUGGGGGAAUAGAGGAAGACAAAGAGAGAGAGAGAAAAAGGGAGAGAUAGAAAAAAGGGGAUGCUUCUUUAUACUGUUUAUAUUUUGGAAUGUAUAAAGUCAUGUGUUUAUAUUAUGAUGUGACAUCAUGUGAUGAAAUCGGAAUAUAUUUUCAGAUGGUUUCUGAAAAUUCACUGUUACUAUUUACUAAUUCAGAUACUUUUACAUAUAUACACACACACACACACACACACACACACACACACACACACACACACAGACACACAGA
This is a messenger RNA of Silurus meridionalis, 1716 nucleotides long. RefSeq names its product SH3 domain binding kinase family, member 3 (gene sbk3). The record is from RefSeq and is a predicted model, not a curated record. Gene Ontology annotation, molecular function: ATP binding; protein serine/threonine kinase activity. Gene Ontology annotation, biological process: peptidyl-serine phosphorylation; peptidyl-threonine phosphorylation. The transcript has 4 exons. NCBI's taxonomy places the organism in Eukaryota, Metazoa, Chordata, Actinopteri, Siluriformes, Siluridae. The coding region runs from base 374 to 1498 and encodes 374 amino acids.